Messenger RNA from Seminavis robusta, 1261 nucleotides. NCBI's taxonomy places the organism in Eukaryota, Bacillariophyta, Bacillariophyceae, Naviculales, Naviculaceae. The record is from the annotation of a GenBank genome assembly.
UCGAACUGAGUCAUCAAGUGACGUCAGUUUUCCAAAAAGCUCGGAGGCAGCGCACACUCAUCGGAUCCUCGCUCGGGCUGGCAAUCGGAUGAUGGGAUCGAUGAUGUUUGCAACCAAAAUGACGGCGCUGGAUGAGGUGGAAUAGAAUCAAAUCAGUCUGCAAAUAACCAUUGUAUUCUCAUUAUUACAACACUUGAGGACAUCAGUCUUUGUACACGAAAAAUUAACAGGAAUUGAACAAGAUGAAGACAGAGCAAUCAUUGACGCUCCUUUUAGCGGCCUGGUUGAGCGGAUCCAGCGGUGCCUUCGUCAACACCAGAAGCUCUUUUGCAACUCCCAGUACUCGACCGGUUUUAUCUUCCAGAACGACAAUUCAAUCGAGCACUGAGCUGGCACUGUCCCCAGUGGAAGCAUGGAGUGCCUACAAUGAUGCCUUGGAGGCGUCGCCUUUGUUGGUCAAGAGUGUAACUGCCAGCGCCAUUCUGGGAGCUGCUGACUUGGCUGGUCAAGCAUUGGAGGCAAAGCAAAAAUCAGAAGAAGGAACCAAUGACGUCGAAGCCUCCAUUGACUGGGCACGAACUGUACGAUUCGCCUUCUUUGGGUUGGUCCUUCAAGCUCCUUGGAAUCACUUUUACUACAACCUUUUGGACGGUGCGCUGCCUCCCACGGAAGAGCCAUGGACAGCCGUCACUGGCAUCAAAGUGACAAUUGACCAAUUCGUGCAAGCGCCUAUUUUCACUGUCCUCAUCUUUGGAUUCCUGGGAGCCCUUGAGGGAAAAAAUCUUGAGGCCAUCAAGAAACAGCUGGAUGAGGACUACACCGACACCAUGUUGGCCAAUUGGAAGCUCUGGGUGCCUGCCACCGUAGUCAAUAUUGCGUUUGUGCCUCCCAUUCUCCGUGUACUCUACUUGAACUGUGUAUUCUUUUUCUGGUCGAUUUUCCUCUCAAUAAAGCUCAACAAGGGAGACGGGGAAGACCUUACGGCAUGAAGUAAGAGCAAGUAAUGGUGCGCAGGAAGCAAAACAACAAUUUACGCUUGUUUUACUUCAGAGGAUUGCGUUUUCAAGGGUGCAGUGUGUCUCGUGCCUUGCCGAGAAUUGAAAUAAAUGCAGAAAGGAAGAUAUUAUGUUACAGUCACGUUUCUACAGCUGGUCACAACAAAUCAACCACGAUAAUCCCUAGCCAGCUUUGUCACGCAUGCUUACGCGCAUUUCAGUUGUGUCCUCUUCAAUCCGUACCGAAUUUAGCAAAGGAGUUCAGU